AAUUCGGUGUGAGCCAUUACACAUAUUUAGUACUUAUACAUACGUAGUCGUAGUGCAAAGAUGGCGUCGACGGUGUGUGUUUCGAGGUGCCGACUUUUAGCAAAAUUAGAUUUAAAUCGUGGUUUGUGUGUGUCGCCGAUAUUUAGGGAUUUUUCAAAUAACAGGGAGUCAUGGUGUCGGCGGUGGCGACCGGCUCGAAGGUCCUUUUUCACAAGCGCAUGCGCUCACGGAUCCAAAACGCCUUCAAAAGUUGAUCACGAGAAAUCUGACGAUGUGACGGUGACGUACCGGCGCGGGCUGCCCGUGAUCACGGUCCCGCUGCCGUCGCGCCGCGAGCGAUGCCGCUUCACCCUGCGGCCCGUCUCGCAGACCGUCGGCGACCUUCUUGAACAGGUCAAAGCCGAAGACCGCGGCGUGGAGCGAGCCACGGCGCUAGCGGCGGACGAGCGCGUGCGCAUCGCGUCCAGCGACACCGUCGAGUCGCUGCUCGAGAACGACUUCCGGCUCAUCAUCAACGACACCGAAUACUACGUCAAGACUCCCUCGCAGGAGCGGCUGAGCACGGAGGAGAUAACGCGACUGAGCGACGUGCGGAAUCUGGUCAACCAGCUGUACGAGACGCUCAACGUACGCGAGCAUCAGAUUCGCAAGGAGAGGGAAAUCCGUUCUCAGCUCGAGAAGCUUACUGCGGAAAUACAGCCGCUUGAGGAGAAACGGCUAAGCUUGGAAGUGGAAACCGGCCGACGCACCUCCGUGCUGACGUGGGUCGGCCUCGGCCUCAUGGGCGUCCAGUUCGGGGUGCUCGCGCGGCUGACCUGGUGGGAGUACUCGUGGGACAUCAUGGAGCCCGUCACGUACUUCGUCACCUACGGGACGGCGAUGGCCGCCUAUGCUUACUUCGUGCUUACGAAACAGGAAUACAUAUUGCCUGAUGUGAAAGAUAGGCAACAUCUGCUGACGUUGCAUAAAAAGGCGAAAAAGGUCGGACUGGAUAUCAACCAGUACAAUCAUCUGAAAGAUGAGAUAGACAAACUGCAGAAGGACCUAGCGCGGCUGCACGACCCGCUGCACAUCCACAUCACGCCGCGGCACGGUCCCGCGGCCGCCGACAAGCGCUCGCCCCUAACCAAGAUCAAGGACAUGCUCGAGGAGACCGGCAAGAAGAUGAAGAUCACGUAAUAUUUGCUGACCGCCACGCGUCGCUAGACCACGCGUACGUAAUACUUCCAUUGUAGGAGUAAAGCCAAGAUUCAUUGAUUGUAUAAGAUGUGUCAAG
Cydia amplana is the source of this 1276-nucleotide messenger RNA. It is a transcript of the gene MCU, whose product is annotated as calcium uniporter protein, mitochondrial. Bases 61 to 1179 code for a protein of 372 amino acids. The record is from RefSeq and is a predicted model, not a curated record. Gene Ontology annotation, cellular component: uniplex complex; mitochondrial inner membrane. Gene Ontology annotation, biological process: mitochondrial calcium ion homeostasis; calcium import into the mitochondrion. Gene Ontology annotation, molecular function: calcium channel activity; uniporter activity. Lineage: Eukaryota; Metazoa; Arthropoda; Insecta; Lepidoptera; Tortricidae. The transcript is spliced from 8 exons.